AUGGGCAACGACGCCUCUCCUAGUGGUCGGACUCCCGCCAGUCCUCCUCAGAGUCCCUCAUCGGCAAUGAAAUUCCUCUCUCCGGCCACCCAGGCUGUACACGGCGAUGAUGUGCUCAAUGUCAUCGACGACGUCGCACCACCCAUCCACCUCACAACAACCUACCGCUACCCCCGCGACCCAGACCUCCUGAGACCCCAUCACGAGCGGCCAAGCUACCCCGUUCUCGACUUCGGCGAACACUGCUACUCGCGGCAGUCCACGCCGGGCCUCGCCCGCGUCGAAGGCAUCCUGACCCUCCUCCUCAAGCAGCCGACCGUGGCAUACAGCUCCGGCCUCGCUGCCUUCCACGCCCUGCUGACCAUGCUGGCGCCCAAGCGCGUCGCCAUCGGCGCCGGCUACCACGGCUGCCACGGCGUACUCAACCUCUACGCGCGCGCCAGCGGCUGCCAGAUCCUCCCGCUCGACUGCAACACCGAGGAACUCGGCCCGGGAGACCUGAUCCACCUCGAAACCCCGGUCAACCCCACCGGCCUGGCGCUGAACAUCCAGCACCACGCCACCAAGGCACACUCGCGCGGCGCCUACCUCAGCGUCGACUCGACCUUCGCCCCGCCACCGCUCCAAGAGCCGUUCGCGCUCGGCGCCGACGUCGUCAUGCACUCCGGCACCAAGUACCUAGGCGGCCACUCGGAUUUCCUCUGCGGCGUGCUCGCGUGCAAGAACACCGACUGGGUGCAGCGCCUGUAUCAGGACCGUCUGUAUCUGGGCUCCGUCAUGAGCGGCUUCGACAGCUGGUUACUGGUGCGCAGUCUGCGCACGCUGGAGCUCCGCGUCCUGCGCCAGAGCCAGGCCGCCGACUACAUCGUGCGAGCGCUGUAUCAAGCCUUGCAGCAGCAGCCCAGUGACCUCCAAACGGGUUGCGGCGACGACAGCGGCGGCAGCAGCAGCAGCAGCAGCAUCCUCUCGGCGGACGACGCCAACGUGGUCCGUGGCGUCGUCAAGAGCAUCCAGCACGCGAGCGUCCAACCCGCCGCGCUCGAGUCCGCCUCCUGCUGGCUCCGUCAGCAGAUGCCACGCGGCUAUGGCCCUGUCUUUGGCCUCACGCUCCACUCCGCGUCAUGGGCCCGCCGCUUCCCCAGCAAGCUGCUGCUGUUCCACCACGCGACCUCGUUGGGCGGCGUCGAGAGCCUGAUCGAGUGGCGCACGAUGACGGAUGCGACGGUAGGCAGGGAUGUGUUGCGUGUGAGUGUUGGUGUGGAGAGGAAGGAGGAUCUAUUGGCGGAUUUGGUUAGGGGGAUGAGGGAGGUGUGGGCGGAGGGUGGUGGGGAGGGAGUCCAAGGGAGGGCGAAGCUGUAA
Molecule: messenger RNA, 1359 nt
Organism: Cyphellophora europaea CBS 101466
Lineage: Eukaryota; Fungi; Ascomycota; Eurotiomycetes; Chaetothyriales; Cyphellophoraceae
Exons: 1
Coding region: 1-1359 (452 amino acids)
Biological process (GO): transsulfuration
Cellular component (GO): cytoplasm
Molecular function (GO): pyridoxal phosphate binding; carbon-sulfur lyase activity
Source: RefSeq, a predicted model, not a curated record